Messenger RNA from Plasmodium cynomolgi strain B, 2787 nucleotides. RefSeq lists its product as hypothetical. The record is from RefSeq and is a predicted model, not a curated record. The annotation marks the transcript as partial. The transcript has 2 exons. Lineage: Eukaryota; Apicomplexa; Aconoidasida; Haemosporida; Plasmodiidae.
AUGCAAAUUUUUGAAACGUUUAAAAAUGGCUUCAUGAAGGAGCAGCGCAUCUUCGGUGGGAUGAGAGAGGAGGACAGGGCAGAAGAGAAUCUCCCAUGGGAAGGGCGUCAAAAUGGUGAAUUUUCCUUCUUCACCAACACCUUCUUCGAAAUUAUAUACAAAGAUUUCACUACCCAUUUGCAAACCAUUCAAAGGGAGAUCAUAAUUAAGUUACAGGAGGAUGAAGCGUACGAAGAAAAAUCCUUUUAUGAGAUUUUUUCCAAGUUCUUCCAUAAAUACUAUAGAAUAAAAGAAAGUGUUGUGUUUUCAUUUUUCGUUUUUGAGGACUACCCGUUUAGCAAGCCAUACGUCAACAUAGAAAAUCUACCCUUUUGUUUUUUAAAAAAAACGCACACAAAAUUGAAGGGAGAUAAAUAUAAUCAGAAAAACAUACUCAACAUUUUACUUCACCAACAGAAGAAAGGGUGGAUCCCCAAAAUUACCAUCGGAAAUUUAUUCGAAGAGUGCCAAAAGCUUGUUCAUAUAAUCUUUUUUUUUUAUCAAUACAAAAUUUACCUUUUUUUUUAUUACCUAAUGAAGCAUAAAAUAUUUGAACUUUUUCUCAAAAGCAACUGCAGGGUGAACUUGGAGACUUACCCCCUCGUCUAUGCCUACGUAGCUGCGGUAGAUAGAAAGCUAGUUACACAAAAAACAGAAAAAAAAAAUUAUUCCAAUUUGAUGUACAGCAUUGAUAACUGCGAAUGCAUUAAUCAAGAUUUCCUUUUGUAUAAAUUUUUUUACAAUUAUAAGAAGCUAAAAAGGAAGUUGGUCAGCCGUGCUCUGGACGAUGUUGAUGAUGAUGAUGAAGGGAAGACUGCCCCUACAGGACACCUAAUGCAGAUGAAAAAAAAACGAUAUGAGUAUUAUAUAUAUUUGUUUUUCCUUCUUUUCCUUUUUUUCCUCCCCCUAUUUAUUAAAAAUGUGUUUAUAUACCACACGGAGGAAAUUCAGCAUUAUCUUCAGAACGCAGGGAACAGCAGUUUUGUGCAUUUUGAAAAUGUGGCUAGUGACACCAAAGGGAGGGAAAACCAUCCGCUGUUCUGGGUUUACAUGGGAGGAAUAAGCAGGGUGAGCUCCGCGUGGAUGGGUGACGAUGUGAAGAAGGGCCAUCCCGGUGAAAGGGCACACACAGUACGUGGAAAGACGGACAAGGAAGAAGUGAGCAAAUCGGGGGAUAGCCUCGUAGGAAGCAGUGACAGUAGGGAGGAGGGCCAAGAGGGAAGGGUGACAAGCUCUGUGGUGAGUACACCACACGACGGAGAAAAAGAUAAUGGAAUGAGCACAGAUGAGGUGAACGCACAGAACGGGGGGAAGAGCGGAGCCCCCCCAAAGGCCUUCGCCACCGCGUUGCUAGCCAUCUCCGAGUUCCUCCUCUUCACGCUGGGGGUCAUCUACAAUUUGCAUUUACUAAAAAAAAGGAUGGAACACAACAACCUGGUGUUAAACACCUGCUCAGCCAUUCUAAUCCUGUACAGCCCAAGUUUUAUUUCCAAGAAUACCAACUACGUAAGGACUCUAUCCCUGGGUUUGCUAUUCUGGGCCAUCAACUUAAUUUUGCAGAAAAAAAUGUAUAUAUCCAUUUGUGUGUAUUUUAUAGCCACCUAUUUUGACCUCCGUAAUUUGAGUUUUUUCGUCCCCUUUCUGUUUAUCUAUGUAUACAUUAGCAGCAUGUACGUGAGGAGAAAAGGCAACAAGGUGAAGACCUCACUUAAAAAUUGGUUCCACGUUUGCAAGUAUGUGCUCCUUUACGUGCUGUCAUAUGGUGUGAUCACAUAUAUUUUAUUUUAUAUUUUUUCCGCUGACCAAAUAGGAUGGGUGGGCACAGCGAAACGAUGUGUACGUUUUCUGGGCACCCAUUUGGAACGCACGGGAGAGGCCUUUGCAGGAAGAAGCUAUGUCUCGUCGUCCUUUCGAGCAGCAACCGGAGGGAAUGGAAGUACACACUCGGGAAGAAUCGUGGACGGAGGGGACAUCCUCAUCGUUGGGAAUUCCCAUCACGCGCAGAUCUUUUUUUUGUCUCUUAUCCCUCACAUGUUCAGCGCCCUCUUUAAUUACCUCCUUGUGGUGAAUACCAUUGCUAAGCUGUACGUCUCCCUCGCAGUUUCAUGCAUCACGUUUUUCUUUACCUCCUGGGGGGAUUCGAACUCGUGCGAUUAUUUCCUAACUGUGUUGCACAUUUUGCAGUUCCUUUUUAUCAACGUUGUUCGCAGCUCAAGCAUACUCUUCAAUAUUCUCAUUUCAUCCUUCAUACUUCUAACGAGUGAUACAUUUAACGUGUACCUGUUUUGUCUAACCAUUUUUUAUUUUGUUCUUCAUAUUUAUUUAAUGUUCCCUUGGGUGAAUUUCCUUCCCAAUAUUAAUUAUCAUAUUCGUGUUUGCUUUCAUUUGGUAAGUCAAGUGUGCAGGUAUGCUUUUUGUAACUUGCUUCAUUUGUAUGAGACGAGUAUAAAAAAUGUUGCCCUUUCCUUCGUGGUUAUUCUUUUUCCUCACUCCUCAUCCGUUAUCGCGGCACUGCAUGAGAAGAACACCAAGCACAUCAUUCAGCGGAAGGAAAUCCAACGGAAGAUUAUUUUUUGUUUGUGUUCCCAUUUAUCUCGCGACUGUUUGCACAUCCCCCUGACGUUUUUCUCUCUGACGCUUUUUCUGCUGCUUGGCUUUCUGCGGCUACACUCCCCCCAGAAAUCCCCCCGAACUGCCCUCUGCACAUUGAAGUGUUUAGUCGUGACCACCUUGCUGGCAAUACUUCUG